AUGAGCGGAGACGAGAAGAAGAUGGACCUGUCAGAUAUCGCUGCUUCUCUUCCUUCAGGGGGAGCGGGGUUAACCGACGAAGCUCGCGCCGAAUUGGUCAGCUCUAUCCAGGACAAACUGGAAACCCUCAUGACGCAAAACUUCCUCGCCGGCCUCUCGCCAGCUGUCCGCACACGUGUCACGGCUCUACAGGAUAUCCAGAAAUCGCACGACGAGCUCAAGGAGAAGUUUCUGGAGGAGAAGGCGGCUCUGGAGGCCAAGUACCAGAAGCUGUACGAGCCGCUCUACAACCAGCGCUCUGAGAUUGUGGCGGGAGACAAGGAGCCGGAAGGCGCUGAGCCCCCUGCUGCUGAGGCCGGAGCCGAGGUGGAGAAGGGUGUGCCUGAGUUCUGGCUCACUGCCAUGAAGAACAAUGAGAUUCUGGCAGAGCAGAUCACAGCAAGGGACGAGCCUGCACUGAAGCACCUCAAGGACAUCCGGUGGUCGCAACUGGGGGAGGAGCUCAAGGGCUUCAAGCUGGAGUUCCAUUUCACCUCCAACCCGUACUUUAAGAAUGAGGUGCUCACCAAGUCUUACUUCAUGAUCGACGAGGAAGAGCCAAUUCUUGAGAAGGCCGAGGGCACGGAGAUUGAGUGGAACGCGGGCAAGAACCUGACGCAGAAGAUCAUGAAGAAGAAACCCAAGAAGGGUGCCAAGAGCAGCAAGCCCAUCACCAAGACAGAGCCCUGCGAGAGCUUCUUCAACUUCUUCAGCCCGCCCGCCGUGCCCACCGAGGAGGAGGAGCUUGAUGAGGAGGAGGCGGAGGAGCUCCAGGAGAUGAUGGAGCAGGACUACGAUGUGGGGUCUACCCUGAGGGAGAAGAUCAUUCCACAUGCCGUCUCCUGGUACACUGGCGAGGCUGCUGACCUGGAAGAUUUGGACGAUGACGAGGAUGACGAAGAUGACGAGGACGACGAGGAUGAUGACGAGGACGAGGAUGAUGAUGACGAGGACGACCACCCGAGGCCUGCUCGCGGAAGGGUGCGUUUUGAGUUACUCGCAGGUUUGGCGUUUCUCUUCUCAGUGGGCAUUGGCUUGCAGCUGCUGGGAUGUGUUCUCUACAACAACUGGUGGCCAAUGCUUUCAGCCCUCAUGUACCUGAUACUGCCCAUGCCAUGCCUCUUCUUUUCCACGGGUGAUUCGUCCGACUUCUUUCUCAUGGGCACCGAUAACGAGUGGCAAGAUGCAGCCAAGUUCCUCACCGGCUUCUCUUCGAUUGGCAGUGUUGCCAUUCCAUUCAUCCUGCACCACGGCCACCUCAUAACCCUCGGAGCCACGCUCUUCACCUUUGCGGCCUUCAUUGUGCUCAGCGGCACUCUAGUCCUCUUUAUUCGGGUCUCUAUGGAUGAUGGCCCCUCCUGGAGUGGGUAUUAG
This is a messenger RNA of Closterium sp. Naga37s-1, 1413 nucleotides long. The record is from the annotation of a GenBank genome assembly. NCBI's taxonomy places the organism in Eukaryota, Viridiplantae, Streptophyta, Zygnematophyceae, Desmidiales, Closteriaceae.